Lithohypha guttulata is the source of this 723-nucleotide messenger RNA. RefSeq lists its product as uncharacterized. Gene Ontology annotation, molecular function: gamma-glutamylcyclotransferase activity. The transcript has a single exon. The record is from RefSeq and is a predicted model, not a curated record. Bases 1 to 723 code for a protein of 240 amino acids. NCBI's taxonomy places the organism in Eukaryota, Fungi, Ascomycota, Eurotiomycetes, Chaetothyriales, Trichomeriaceae.
AUGGCCGAGGUGCAGCACAACGAAGCUCUCGCGGAGUCACGCAUAUCCAGUAUCGAGAAUACCACCCAGCACCGCCCCGAUGCACAGACUACCAACGACACUAGCACCGAGGCAGACCUCAAACGCUACACAUGCCUCUACUUCGGCUACGCAUCAAACCUCUCCCCACGCACCAUGAAACAACGCUGCCCAGACUCCCUCUUCAUCAGCCUCGCUCGUCUGCAGGGAUGGCGCUGGAUCAUCAACGAGACCGGCUAUGCUAACAUUAUUCCCGGCAAUCCCGACGACGAAGUUUGGGGUAGCCUGUGCUUCCUGUCACAUAGAGAUGAGACCGCGCUCGACGAAAGCGAAGGUGUGCCUUGGCUGUAUGAGAAGAAGAAACUCAAGGUUCAGAGGAUGCCUCAGCAGCAAGCAGGGGCGGAGUGGCGGGUCGAUGAGGGCGAGGAAGUGGAGGCUGUUGUGUAUGUUGAUGUGCAGAGGUUGACUGAGGGGAGGGUUGAGAGGGAGUAUGUCGUCUGGGUGAAGAAGUCGAUCGAGGACGCGAAAUUGUGUGGAUUGCCGGAAAGCUAUGCGGAGAAGUAUAUUAAUAGAUUCUUGCCUCGUGGUCAUAAUGGGGGCAGUACUCUGCCAGAGCGGGAUAUUAUGAUGGUAAGAACAAUGAAGUUUGGAGACAAGGGGGCUGGCAUGGUGCCACGAGGUUUUGCAAGCUGGGAUCGUGGUUGA